UUGCAAUCGUCUCGGUUACGUUGUAUGAUGUUGCCGGAUGAAAUUUUGAUGUACUUCCAAAGAGUUUUUCUUAGAUUUCUAAUAUUUUCAGCUUAUUUCAAUGCUUUUUAUUUUAAAUGGGCAACAUCGGAAUUGUUUACAUUUUGGUUUUCCUUAAAAGUGUUUUGGUUGUGUUGCGGAAAGAAAUAUAAGGAAAAUUGAUUUUUAAAAAUGUAUGCUGCUAUAGCGCUAAUGGACGCCGAGGAAUCCGAAGAAAGGGAAAGGCGGAUACAGAGGAGGAGAUUGCGAGACCACACCAAUGUAAUGGAACUACCUGAGACUGAAUUUGUUGCAAAAAUCCGAAUCAAUAAAGAAAUAUUCCAAUACAUAUUAAACGAAUUAAAAGAGCACAUGGCUCCAUCACAUAGAAGCACCCACCUAUCGCACCAGCUAAAACUCGCGACUUUUUUAAUAUUUCUCGCCACCGGCAGUUACCAAAAAUCUGUUGGUAACGAAAAUAUUUCGUCGAUGGGGCAGUCAACUGCAGCCAACGUGAUCAGGGAAUGCCUAAAUAUUUUUGAGGGCCAUUUUUGCCAGAAAUGGGUGAAUUUUAGGAGAAACAUCGAUGAGGAAAAUGCAGUUAAAGAAUAUUUCUUUGAGAAAUACGGAAUACCUGGGGUUACUGGUUGUGUUGAUGGAACACACGUUCGUAUUAAGUCGCCAGGAAGUGACAACCACCAUUUAUACCUCAACCGCAAGGGUUUUUACAGUCUUAAUGUAAUGGCGAUGAGUUUCCCUACAGACGCUAGGCAUCCAGGGGCGAAUCAUGAUUCAUUUGUUUGGAAUGUGAGUCACGCAGAACAGGAGCUAAAAUCUGAUUAUAACAAUGGAAAAACCAACACAUGGCUACUCGGUGAUUCUGGUUACCCCUUGCAGCCAUACUUGGUGACGCCAUUCAGAAGCGCAGCCGAUGAAAUUCAACGAAAUUACAACACAAAGCACUCGAAAGCUCGUAAUGUAAUUGAGAGAUGUUUCGGUGUUUUGAAAAACCGAUUUCGAUGUAUAAUUGGCUCGAGAGGGCUACACUAUUCACCAGAAAAAGUUACACAAAUUGUAAAUGUGUGCUGUGCUAUUCAUAACGUUUGUAUAUUUUUCAAACAUCAAAUUCCAUUGGAGAGCCCAGAUAUGGGAAAUCUUGUUAGUUACGAAGAAGAACUGGAAAACA
Molecule: messenger RNA, 1204 nt
Organism: Rhagoletis zephyria (snowberry fruit fly)
Lineage: Eukaryota; Metazoa; Arthropoda; Insecta; Diptera; Tephritidae
Product: putative nuclease HARBI1
Source: RefSeq, a predicted model, not a curated record